This is a messenger RNA of Tuber melanosporum (Perigord truffle), 1391 nucleotides long. RefSeq lists its product as uncharacterized. Bases 1 to 261 code for a protein of 86 amino acids. The transcript has 3 exons. The record is from RefSeq and is a predicted model, not a curated record. Lineage: Eukaryota; Fungi; Ascomycota; Pezizomycetes; Pezizales; Tuberaceae.
AUGCCACGCGGUGGAUUGGGUAAUAUGCCAGAAACCGGCAUUCCAGCCUAUUGGGGGUAUUGCUUUACCCCUUCGAGUUCCAUAGAGCUCAAGCACGCAGAUAAACUCCCUCUCCUUCAGGUUAGCGGUGAUUUUGCGGAGGCCUGGACUUCUCAAAGUUUCCUCACUUUUCCCUUCCGUCCUCACACAAUCUCUGCGAAACCCGGCCUUUCAUUGAGGGGGGAGAGAAAGAUUGGAAAGGUUGAGAGGAUGACUAACUAAUCAGGUUUUUGAAACUAUCUCGGGUAAUGGCACGCUCAUCAUAUGUCUUUGGUAUGAUACGGUAGGAAUGCCUGCAUGAGCUUAAUAUUAAUUUGGCGAGAACUCCCAAGAAGUGCAAGUAUCGUAUUGGUUGGGGCAGGUAUUCUAGCAGGGAUGGGUGAGUGCUAGGGUGCAGGGGCAUUUCCAUGGCGUUAUCGGUGGCUGGUACUUGUAAGCUCGGGUUCGAACCAAAGUUGCCAUCGAGUGAUACCCGAUGAUCGCCUUCUCGGCGAUUCCUGGCCAACUUAUCACCUGUUACCACUGCCGUAGUCACCAGUGCACUCUCACAACACCACGCCCUCCCCUAAAAGCAAAAAGCGAAUGAAAAUGGAACAGUGAAAAAAUUAGGCAAGGUUUUUUUUUUUUCUCUCACUUUUACUCUGCAGCAGCACAACAGCGAUGCCCGGCCUGCAUAAAUUUCCGUUUAUUUCCGAAGAGGAGUUUGCGGAGGGAUGUGUUCGGCUGGGCGAGAGGCUGGAGAGGGGAGGAAUUGGAGAGGCGGUGUUGAGUCAUGAGACGGGGGGUGUUUACGGCUUAAUUAUGAGGCGCGAGCUAGUCGUCUGCCUCCGGGACUAUGGAAAUGAAGGUGAGGAUAAAGAUGAAAAAGUGCAAAACGGAGGUGUUAUUGAAGCCGAAGACGGCGACGAUGACGACGACGACGAGUCUCUCCACCCCCCCUCACCAUCACGCUGGAAAGUAGAAUACCAAAUCCUCCUAUCCAAGACCUACGAGCUACCAAUCUUGUACUUCAACUUGUACCCCCCCUCCACAUUGCAGAUCCCAGCGAGCCUGCAACAGGUCUACGAAAACCUAACGUCCACCACGACCCGUGAUGCUCUCAAGAGCGUAGGCGUUCAGGGCGCAAUAUCGCAGACGGACCACCCGGUGCUCGGGGUACCGUACUAUUUUGUGCACCCGUGCAAUACUGCUGCGGCGAUGAGCGAGUGGCAGCGGCGCCGGGAUGGGGGGGAGGACUUCGACGCAGAGAAAUAUUUGACCGUGUGGAUUGGGGUAGUCGGGGGUGCUGUGGGGUUGUUUUUGCCAAGUGAGUGUAUGACUUGAUUGGUUGGUGGGUGGUGGGUGGUGGUGCG